This is a messenger RNA of Plasmodium adleri (nom. inval.), 2019 nucleotides long. Its product is annotated as merozoite surface protein 9. Lineage: Eukaryota; Apicomplexa; Aconoidasida; Haemosporida; Plasmodiidae. Gene Ontology annotation, molecular function: electron transfer activity; heme binding. The coding region runs from base 1 to 2019 and encodes 672 amino acids. The transcript has a single exon. The record is from RefSeq and is a predicted model, not a curated record.
AUGAUGAAUAUGAAAGUUGUUUUGUUCAGUUUCUUGCUCUUUGUCAUAAGAAGCAAUAUCAUUAUUAGUUGUAAAAAAAAUGAAAAGAACAAUGGUGUUGAUAUGAAAGUUUUGAAUAAUUAUGAGAAUUUAUUUAAGGUAGUUAAAUGUGAAUACUGUCAUGAAAAUACAUAUGUUAAAGGAAAGAAACCUUACUCAGAUCCUCAAUGUGCUGCUAUAAAAGAAGAAUGCAAAGAAUUACUUAAGCAAAAAGAAUACACUGAUUCAGUUACUUAUUUAAUGGAUGGAUUUAAAUCAGCAAAAAAUUUAAAAAACAAUGAGAAAAAAAGUAACACUGAAGAAAUGAAAGAUUUAGUAAAUUUUUUACAAUCACAUAAGAAAUUAAUUGAAUCAUUAAAAAAAAAUAUUGAAACCAUACAGAAUAAAAAAUCCUUAAUUCAAAAUAAUAAAGCAUAUAAUCCAUUAUUAGUUAGUUUUAUUAAAAAAAUGAAUCUGUUAAAAGACAAUGUUGAAUUUAUUGAAAAGAAUCAAGAUUUAUUUAAAGAAUUAAUUGAUCAAAAUAAUUAUUCCAACUCUGUUGAUAACAAAAAAAAAAACUUUUCUUUAAAAUCACAAGGUAAUAAAAAAGAAACCUCAGAAAAUGAUGAACAAGUAAAUGAUGAAGAUGUAAAUGAUGAAGAAGAAGUAAAUGAUGAAGAAGAAGUAAAUGAUGAAGAAGAUGUAAAUGACGAAGAAGUAAAUGAUGAAGAUGUAAAUGACGAAGAUAACAAUGAUAAAUCAUACGAAUUAGGUAGUGUUCCAGUUGAUGAUUUAUUAAAUUCUAAUAUGAAAAAUAUGAUUAGAGGAGAAAAUUUUAUGGAUGUUGUAAAAAGUACAUUAGCUCAAACAGGUGGAUUAGGAAGUAAUGAUUUAACAAAUUUCUUAAAUAAAGGUAAAGAAUUAGGAGAGACAUUUUCAAAAAUUACAAAUAUAAAAUUAGGAGAUGUAAGUAAUCUUGAAGAAUUUUCUUUAGAUCAAUUAGAUAUAUUCAAAAAUAAUUUAAUAUCAUAUGAAUUCAUAUUAGAACAAGUAAAAACAACUCUUUUAAAUAAAUUAAAAGAUUUAUUAUUAAGAUUGUUAUAUAAAGCAUAUGUAUCAUAUAAAAAAAGAAAAGCUCAAGAAAAAGGACUACCAGUACCUUCAGAGGCAACUACUAAUGAAGAAUAUGUUGAAGAAUUAAAAAAAGGUAUUCUAGAAAUGGGUAUUAAAUUAUUAUUUAGUAAAGUUAAAAGCUUAUUAGGAAAAUUAAAAAAUAAAAUGUUUCCUAAGAAAAAAGAAGAAAAUCAAGAAACAAAUACAAAAGGUGCAGCAUCAGCUAAAGUUAAAGCACAACCAGCUCUUAGAGGUGUAGAACCAACUGAAGAUUCUAAUAUUAUGAACAGUAUUAAUAAUGUUAUGGAUGAAAUUGAUUUCUUUGAAAAAGAAUUAAUCGAAAAUAAUAAUACACCUAAUGUAGUUCCACCCACACAAUCAAAAAAAACAAUCGUAUCAGGUAUGGAUGAACAUUUUGGUAACCAUCCUGAAAAUUAUAUUAAAGAAGAAUAUUAUUAUGAUGAAAAUGAUGAUAUGGAAGUUAAGGUAAAAAAAAUCGGUGUCACAUUAAAAAAAUUUGAACCUCUUAAUAAUGGAAAUGCUAGUCAAACCAUUAAAUUUGUUCAUGUAGGAAAUAAAGAUCAAAAACACAUGGAAGCUAUUAACAAUGAUAUUCAAGAUAUCAAAAAAGAAUUACAAGCCAUUUAUAGUGAACUUAUCAAUACUACAAAUGAAAAAAAACAAGUUCAAGAAUUAUUUCAAGAAAAUGAAGAAGAAAUGCAAAAAGAAGUUGAAGCUAUCAACAAGCAAAUAGAAGCUGAAGUUGAUGCACUCGCAUCAAAAAAUGAAGAAGAACAACAACAAGAACAACAACAAGAACAAGAAGAAGAAGAAGAAGAAGAAACUGUAACAGAAGAUUCUACAACAACUGAAGAAUCAACUAAUUAA